AUGGAGGAAGCUCUAAGUCCCCCUCCUCAACAAAGAGGUCACUUGAAGAUUUGUUCUAAAUCAGUUGUGUUUGUUCCAAAGGAAGAGCAGUUCCCUGUAAUUAAAAUAUCUCUUAAAAACACAACAAAUAUUGAUGAAUAUGCAGGUGAUCUUUACUCCAGGCUAAAUGACAAAGCUUUAACAAUAUCUUCUGAUGUUUACACAGAAAUGAAAAAGGACAGUAUUAUUUCACCAUAUGUAUUUAUAAAGGGUGCCAGGGCUCACACAUUUUCCUUGAACUAUGUAACAAUAGAUGAUUGUCUCCCUUUGAUUAGUCAACUACACAGAGCUUCCACAUUACCACCAGCAGAUCAAAAUACCAUGAUAAGUGCUAUUGUGAUGUCCAGACAGUCAAGAGUAAAAUUUAACACAAGCUGGCUGGAUGAUCUGUAUGAGAAGGUGGAGCUAGAAUGUCAGGCUGACAAGAUUAUGCCCCUUGUUACUAAUCCUGGUCGUUUGAUGGUUACAACUUCAAGAUUGUACUUCCAACCAUUUAACAAUGUAGAAAGAUCACCUGUGAUAAAAGUACGGCUCAAAGAUAUUGUUUCACUGAUAAAAAGAAGAUUCUUACUAAAACAAAUUGGUUUAGAGAUUAAAUGUUCUGAACAUGGAACUUCACAAGCACAUCUUUACCUUGCAUUCAAGACAAAAGAUAUAAGAGAUUCAUUUUAUGAGAAAAUCAUGGAUCAACCAGAGGUGAAUUUACAGAUGCCAGAUCAGCAGGACAUGGCCAUAAAAUGGCAGAAUGGAAUCAUAUCAAACUAUGACUAUCUUAUGUAUUUAAACAGUGCUGCAGACAGAAGUUUCUUUGAUCUAACACAGUAUCCAGUCAUGCCAUGGGUUAUACAGGACUUUACAAGUGACCAUCUAGAUUUAGAAAAACCAGAAACUUUCAGGGACCUUAGUAAACCUAUAGGAGCAUUAAAUGCAGAAAGACUUGAACGAAUGAAGGAAAGGUAUGUAGAUAUGCCGGAGCCGAAAUUUCUGUACGGUUCACAUUAUUCAACGCCGGGAUACAUCCUGUUUUAUCUUGCCAGACUGGUUCCCGAAUAUGUCCUCUGUUUGCAAAACGGAAAGUUCGACCAACCAGACCGAAUGUUCAACAGCUUGUGGGAAGUUUGGCAGAAUUGUUUAAACGGUGCUGCAGAUUUUAAGGAACUGAUUCCAGAGUUCUUUGAUGGGAGUGGAGAAUUUAUGAUUAAUUCUGGGGUAUGUAAUUUUGGAGUGCGGCAAGAUGGACGACCAAUAGAAAAUGUGGAUAUACCACCAUGGGCAACAGAUUCAAGAGAUUUUAUAAAGAAGAUGAGAGAAGCACUAGAGUGUGACCAUGUAUCGAGACAUCUUCAUGAAUGGAUUGACCUGAUAUUUGGAUACAAACAACGCGGAGAGGAGGCAGAAAAAGCCGAUAAUGUAUUCUAUUACCUCACUUAUGAAGGUUCAGUAGACCUAGACAGUAUAAAGGACCCAAAUGAGAGAGCUUGCAUGGAGAUACAGAUAAUGGAGUUUGGGCAGGUUCCUAAGCAGCUGUUUACGACACCCCACCCUGUUAGAUCUACAUCAAAAGAACAUCCACCAGACAUGGCCAUUCCUCCACAUGUGAUAUCUCACGAGCAUAGGUCAAAAACCCCAGAAACAGACCAAGUAGAAGAAGAUGCAAUAUUACAGACUGUAGAUUUUACCAAUAUGCAUAAAAUUGUGACAUUUUCAAAGCAUAAGGAUUCAAUUACCGAUGUAAAAUUAUGUUUGGAGAAAAAGAUGGCAUUUUCUGUCUCACAAGAUAGCUUACUCAAGUUAUAUUGUCUUGAAGAGCAAAGGCAGUUAAGGAGCGUUACCAUUGCAAAUAUGGCCUUGUCAUCUUGUAUAGUGAUGCCAGAUUGUAAAACUGUGAUAUGUGGUGCUUGGGAUAAUAAUGUGUAUUUUUACAGUGUAGAGUAUGGUAAUAUAUUAGACACAUUACAUGCACAUGAUGACGCUGUAAUCAACAUCUAUUGGAGAAAUGAUCUUCUAUUUACAGCCUCAUGGGACUCUACUGUCAAGCUAUGGCAAAUGCCAUGUCCAACAGCAGAUGAUAGUUUUAUUGCAGCAGAAUACUUUGUAAGUUUUUUGUUUUAUCAU
Messenger RNA from Ruditapes philippinarum (Manila clam), 2154 nucleotides. Its product is annotated as protein FAN-like. Gene Ontology annotation, molecular function: protein binding. The record is from RefSeq and is a predicted model, not a curated record. The annotation marks the transcript as partial. The transcript is spliced from 24 exons. NCBI's taxonomy places the organism in Eukaryota, Metazoa, Mollusca, Bivalvia, Venerida, Veneridae.